Molecule: messenger RNA, 2604 nt
Organism: Callorhinchus milii (elephant shark)
Lineage: Eukaryota; Metazoa; Chordata; Chondrichthyes; Chimaeriformes; Callorhinchidae
Gene: laptm4b
Product: lysosomal protein transmembrane 4 beta
Exons: 7
Coding region: 341-1018 (225 amino acids)
Cellular component (GO): lysosomal membrane
Source: RefSeq, a predicted model, not a curated record
GUUAAUGAUUGCAUGUGAUCUGACUGUGUGGUUGUGAGCCACGAGUGGACAUAAGGCGGGGAGGGAGGGAGAUGUGUGGAUUGAAAGGUGAGAGAGAGAGAGAGAGAGAGAACGGCGGACUGUGAUUAGCACUGACAGAUAGAGUGGUGCAACAGCGCCAGGCAGGACACACACACACACCAAAAGGGAUGCAUCUGUGUUAGUUAGCACCGCCGCAUUCACUGACUAGUUAUAUUGCAGAGAGGGACGUGGGUUUUCUCUCUCUCUCUCUCUCUCUCUCUCUCGUUGUUGCUGCUUGCUCUCCAUUUGUGUUGUAGCAAAGAUCGAGCCAACAAGGAAGAUGAGGAUGGUGUCGCCUUUUGACCACUGGCAUUCCAACAGCUGCUGCUUCUGCUGUCACGUCCGCACAGGGACCAUCAUCCUGGGGGUUUGGUACAUGCUAAUAGAUGGUGUGGUCCUUCUGAUUUUACUGUCUGCUCUCAGUGACCCUGAUCGAUACCAGCUGCCGAGUGUUGAUCUGGGCAGCGACCUUGACUUUAUUGAUGAUGCCAACAUAUGUAUCGCCACGGCGAUUUCCCUCUUAAUGAUAAUGAUCUGCGGGAUGGCAACGUACGGAGCUUACAAGCAACGCAGCGCUUGGAUCAUCCCGUUUUUCUGUUACCAGCUGUUUGACUUUGCCCUGAACACCCUGGUAGCAAUCAGUGUGGUUGUCUAUCCAAAUUCCAUUCAAGACUACCUGCAACAGAUGCCGGCUAAUUUCCCUUACAAGGAAGAGAUAAUGUCUAUGAACUCCACAUGCCUGGUGUUUAUUGUUCUUAUCUUCAUCGGUGUCAUCCUGGCGUUCAAGGCUUACCUAAUUGGUUGCGUCUGGAACUGCUACAGAUACAUCAACAGCAGGAAUUCAUCAGACGUUUUGGUCUACGUCACCACGAACGACACUGCGGUCCUUCUGCCACCUUACGAGGAAGCUGUGAUGAUGCCUGUGAAGGAACCUCCUCCUCCUUACAUGUCGGUGUAAAACAAAAUAACCCGGGAGAGAAUUUAAAGCGACCUGGAUGCGUGCGCACACCAUCAGAUCGAGAGUAAUUUGGAGAAACACUCUGUCUGCUCCGUUGCACAUAGAUCUUUUCCUAUUUGCCGAGAGAAGUGAUCUCGAGUUACGAAUCUGUUCUGCACUGUUCAGUUGCUGACUUUGGAAUUAAGAUGCAAUAAGAAGGACACUUAAAUUGUGCUUUAUGGCUCCUGCUAAACCCCUUUAAAAUGAAAUGCAGUAAACUCCUGAUAACUCAAGCCUGGCUUAAAUUGUCACUACCACUUAAAUCAGGGUGGUCCAACCUUAUGGCUGCUGAGGGCUUGAUGUUGGAUUUGAGAAACGUCCGGGGGACACAUAAUAAGCAAUAUUUUAUCCUAUUUGGCCAGUCCCGGUGUCGGGCAGAGCCUGAGCCCCUGGUGACUGUCUCCUGUAUUUGCUCGUCAAACAGUGAAGUUGGGAAUGGUUCGCAGGCCAUCCCCUGGGCCAGAUGCACCAGUUGGACCACCUUCACUUAAGUCAUCACGUUGCCAAUAUCCCAGCACAUAUUCCAGAUAACUUGCCACUGAGCCCCUUUCCCUUGGAGUGACGAGUUAUCAGGAGUUGCCUGUAGCUUCUAAAAUUCAUCUCGAAGUCGCUGCUGUAAUUAUUUCCUGCCGGCUGUUACUGUCUCGCAGAUCACUGUUUUGAGCAUAGUUCCACAACAACAAUUUUAUUGAUUUGUAUAUCGCCUCUCACGCAGUGCAGCUUCCAGAGCCCUAUUACUGUUGCGAGCCUAGUUCGAAGACUUUUAAAAAAAACCUGUACAGAGUUUUACAAAGAAACUGUUUCAAAAUGUGAAGUCCAGGGAAAUUGUUUUUGAGCACUUGGGUCCUUUGUCGUUCUCUGAACAGCUUAAUUUUUCAGUGGAAACACUUCACAUCGGUGUGGGCGUCUCACACAGCAACAUAAAGGUGCAAUCAUUCUGCUUUCAUUAAUCAUCAUUGUCUUGGGGGUGAAAAAGCAAAUUAAAUCCACCUCUUCCUGGUUUGAUUAAGGAUUGUAUUCAAAGUUUCUUCUGCGUCACAUUUCAUGGUUCUCUCUCUCUCUCACUCACACUCUCUCUUUCACACGUGCAUCUUUCCAUCAUAGUUAUUAUAUUCUAAAGUUCAAGUAAAUGGUUGAAGCAAAUGCCGAAAUGAUUUUAAAUUGUUUAAAAUCCCUAGGGUGGAGCAACGUGAAUUUAUCUGAACCUUGAGUCUUUGAAUAGCUGUGUUUAAUGCUUGUAUCAUAUGAAACGUUAUUUAGUUUCCAGCUUUUGUGUGUGUGCGUGUAACUUGAUUGUUAAUGAAUUAAAUUGCUGUACCUUUAUUGAAGACUUGCCCAUUCAAAUUCAGACUUGCCUGUAACUAACCGUGCAUCAAUAAAAGCUUGGCAAGCUGACUCUGUGAGUUUUGCGAGUGAUGCCUCUGGUACCUCUUUGCCUGAAACGGUGGUUUUACAAAAGAAGUAUAGUAGCAAUAAUGUAGUGAUAAGGGUGGAAAUGCAUAGCGCACUCUCUCGCCUUUGAGUCAGAAGGUUGUGGGUUCAAGCCC